This is a messenger RNA of Aureococcus anophagefferens, 4929 nucleotides long. RefSeq lists its product as hypothetical. The transcript has 4 exons. The record is from RefSeq and is a predicted model, not a curated record. Lineage: Eukaryota; Pelagophyceae; Pelagomonadales; Pelagomonadaceae. Gene Ontology annotation, molecular function: histone binding; chromatin DNA binding. Bases 85 to 4827 code for a protein of 1580 amino acids. Gene Ontology annotation, cellular component: chromosome, centromeric region; nucleus. Gene Ontology annotation, biological process: meiotic chromosome segregation; regulation of DNA-templated transcription.
GCGGACGACGACGCGGCGGGCGGCGCGGUCGCGGCGCGGAAGAAGCCGUCGCCGAAGAAGGCGCGCGCCGAGGAGGCGCAGGACAUGGAGGAGGAGAUCGAGCAGGUCGAGUUCCAGACCUACGUGCCCCACAAGCUGCUCAAAUCCAUGCCCGACGCGAAAGAACACCCCGACAAGGUCGUCGAGAACGCGACGCUCGCCGCCGUCGAGUCGCCGGACAUCGACGUCGAGAACGCCGAGAUCAAGAUCAGCAAGAAGGUCGUCGAGCAGGGCCUCCUCAGCGGCCUCCAGCUCGAGACCGUCGUCUACGCGGCCAUGCGCCACGAGAAGACGCUGGCCAACGGGUCGCGCGCGGGCUUCGCGCUCUGGGACGGCGCGGGCAUGGGCAAGGGCCGCCAGCUCGCGGGCAUCAUCCACAACAACUGGCGCUGCGGCCGCAAGAAGCACGUCUGGGUGUCCAUCUCCGCGGACCUCGUCGAGGACGCGCGCCGCGACCUCAAGGACGUGAACGAGCCGAAGAUCGAGGUCCGCGCGUUGAACGACUGGAAGGCCUCGAAGAAGCCGACGCUCAAGGAGGGCGUGCUCUUCGUCACCUACUCGCUGCUCAUCAGCAAGGACAGCGACGGCAAGCGGCGCUUGGAUCAGCUCGCCAAGUGGUGCGGCAAGGACUUCGACGGCUGCCUCUUCUUCGACGAGGCGCACCGCGCGAAGAACCUCUACCCGACGGCGGGCGUCAACGGCCAGCUCCCGAAGCGGCCGACGAAGACGGGCCAGGCCGUCAAGGACAUCCAGGCGCGCCUGCCCCGGGCGCGCGUCGUCUACGCGUCCGCGACGGCGGCGACGGAGCCGAACCACGUCGGCUACUGCUGCCGCCUCGGCCUCUGGAGGCGCGAGGCCGGCGACGACGACGACGAGCUCGACGACGCGCCGACGGGGCAGACGGCGCCCUUCGAGAGCUUCCUCGACUUCCUCGCGGCCGUCCGCGGCGCGAACGCGACGGCGAUGAUGGAGGCGACGGCCAUGGCGCUGAAGAAGGAGGGCGCGCUCCUCUCCCGGAGCCUGUCCUUCGCGGACUGCUCCUUCGAGCUCAUCGACGGCGUCAUGGAGGCGUCGAGCGAGCAGAUCUUCGACAACGCCGCCGAGCUCUGGUCCGAGCUCCACCGCGCGAUCACGUUCCUCUCGGAGACGGAGCAGCUCCGCAGCGACUUCAAGGGCGUCGACAGCGACAGCGACGACGACAUGGAGGGCCCGACGAAGGAGGCCAAGCUGUGGUCGGCGUUCUGGGGCGCGCACCAGCGCUUCUUCAAGGAGUUGUGCGUCGCGACGAAGGUGCCCGCCGUCGUCCAGCAGACGAAGCUCGCGCUCGCGGCGGGCAAGUGCGUCGUCAUCGGCCUCCUGGGCACGGGCGAGGCGCGCGCGACGGCGGCGCGCGCCGAGUUCGGCGACGAGUUCGACGACUUCGUGUCCGCGCCGCUCGCGACGCUCCUCGGCUUCAUCAAGCGCGCGUUCUCCCUGCCGGCGAAGAUGGAGGGCACGCUCGAGCGCCGCGCGCCCCUCGGCAAGUCCGCCGCGAAGCGCGCGGACCGCGCCGCGGACAACGUCGAGCUGGGCAAGACGCGCGUGCGCCUCGUCUGCGGCGGCAGGACGCGCGUCGGCGUCCUGACCGAGUGGGACGCGCCCUUCUACACCGUCGAGUUCCUUAAGGGCAGCCCGCGCUUCGACAAGAUCACGAAGUCGCGCGCCGCGGGGUCCAUCGAGUACGACGACGACUACUCCGGCGACGACGGCUCGGGCGACGAGAAGCCCAAGAAGCGCGCGCCGCCCGAGGGCGAGCCCGCCGCGGCGAAGAAGACGCGCCUCGCCGACGGCUCCGCCAAGGCGCCGCGCGCCAAGCCGGCGCCGCGGAAGGCGAAGGGCCUCCUCGACGACAGCUCGUCCGACGACGACGCGCCGGCGCCGCGGAAGCGGCCCCCGGCGCGCGAGAAGCGGGGCCUCCUCGACGACAGCGACGACGACGACGUCGAGGCGCCGCCGACGCGCGCGACGCGCGCCAAGCCCGUCGUCUCCUACGCGGAGCCGUCGCUCAAGAAGAAGCUCCGGCGGCCCAAGGCCGAGGACGCGUCGUCGGCGUCCGACCGGGCCUCGGCGACGUCGUCCGGCCGCGCGUCGCCGGCGUCGUCGGAGGCGUCCCCGGCGCCGGAGGCCGUCGUCGUCGACGACGACGACGACGCCAUGAGCGACGGCACGGAGGGCUACGUCACGUCGGCGGACUUCGUCAAGCCCGAGCCGCGCGCGGCGCCCGCGAAGCCGACGCGCGCGGCGCCCGCGGCGGCCGCCGCGGCGCCGGCCGCCGCGGAGCGCGGGUCCGCCGCGCUGCCCCUCGACAUCUCGAGCGACGACGACGACGACGCCGCGCCCGCGCCCUUCCGCGGGCCCUGCUCCGCGGAGAAGCCCCUGGACCUCACGGGCGACGACGACGUCGCGCCGCACGGCGGCGGCUGGACCUGCCGCGAGGCCGCCUGCGGCGCGCAGAACGACGCGCUCCGCAACUUCUGCAGCCGGUGCAGCGCCUACAAGCCCAGCGACCCGACCGAGGUCGUCGAGGUCUACGAGCCCGCGGCGUGGCAGCGGCGGUCCUACCAGCGCAAGCCCCAGAAGUCCGACCUCCAGGCCAAGGCCGCCAAGGCCAAGGAGGGCAAGCCGGCCCUCGCCAAGGCGCCGGCCAAGGUCGGCGCGCUCGACAACGUCGACUUCGAGCUCAACCUGGAGCUGCGCAGGACCUUCGAGGACGCCGCGCACGCGCUCCGGCUGCCGAACUCCGUCCUGGAUCGCCUCAUCCACGAGCUCGGCGGCUCGGACAAGGUCGCGGAGAUGACGGGCCGCCAGGGCGGCCUCGUGCGCGACGGCGACAAGGUGCGCCACGAGGUCCGCCGCGUGAGCGAGGGCGCGCGGAACAAGGCGAACCUCUACGAGCGCGAGCAGUUCAACAGCGGCAAGAAGCUCGUCGCCAUCAUCUCCGAGGCCGCGUCCGCGGGCAUCUCGCUCCACGCGGACAAGCGCGUCCCGGCGCGCUUCCGCAACACGCGGCGCCGCGUCCACGUGACGAUGGAGCUGCCCUGGUCCGCGGACAAGGCCAUCCAGCAGCUGGGCCGGUCGCACCGGUCGAACCAGGCGUCCGCGCCCGAGUACAAGUUCCUCAUCUCCAGCGUCGGCGGCGAGCGGCGCUUCGCGUCCGCCGUCGCCAAGCGGCUGAUGACGCUGGGCGCCGUGACGCAGGGCGACCGCCGCGCGACCGUCGGCGCCGCGGGCCUCGGCAUGACGCAGUUCAACUACGACUCGCCGGAGGGCUCGCGCGCGCUCCUCGACAUGUUCCGCGUCCUCGCGGGCGUGCAGACGCCGCCCUUCGCCUUGCCCGCCGUGCCCCAGCGCGAGGCGGCGCGCGAGAAGGACCGCAUCAUGGACCUCAUCGACGGCGGCGUGAAGGAGCAGAAGGACGGCGGCAUCCACGUGUCGCUGUCGUUCCUCGAGGACGACGACGGCGGCGAGCAAGACGGCGCCGAGGAGGCGGAGGAGGAGGAGGACGACGACGUCGUCAUGACGGCCGCGCCGGCGCAGCUCGCGCACAAGCGCCACGACUGCGCGCUUCACCCCUUCGGGAAGCUCGGCGCCUACCGCCGCGCGUGCGCGCGGUGCUACUGCGCCGUCUGCGACGUGCCCGUCGCCGAGUGCCGCAAGUGGAGCGACCACUGCCGCGCGACGGACAAGGGCCCCGACGCGGACCUCUGGAAGAAGAAGCGCGACGCGCUCCGCGACAUCGACCUGCCCGUCGCCGCGCGCUUCUGGUUCGACCGCCUCGGCAUGGACGUCGACGGCUGGGCGAAGCUCGACAAGCCGGGCGCGCGCACGUCCCACGUCGCGCGCUUCCUGAACCGGCUGCUGGGCAUGCCGCUGGGCCAGCAGAACCUGCUCUUCGAGCUCUUCGCGCGCCUCACCGAGGACGUCAUCGAGAAGCGGCGCGAGGAGGGCGCGCUCGACGAGGGCAUCCGGACGCUCAAGGGCGCGUCCGUCAAGGUCGCGGCGCGCGCGGACGUCGGCGGCGGCGUCGAGCGCGUCGAGGUCCACGUCGACCGCGGCUGCGACUUCGAGGCCGCGCGCGCGGAGCUCGACGAGGCCGCGUCCUUCGCGGACGCGCUCAAGCGCCGCGAGGCGGCCCAGCGGAAGGACUGGGGCGUCGUCAACGACCUCAAGUCGGCGAUCUCGCGCGACGCGUUCCGGAACUCGUUCUACCUCGCGCGCGACAAGCAGGCGAAGCUCAAGCGCGAGCCUGCGUUCAAGCAGGUGCUCCUCGCCGUGCGCGUGGCGUCCUACUCGCCGGGCGACACGGAGCGCCUCCGCGUCGUCCGGCCCGCGACGGGCGCGCGCCAGAUGACCUACAAGGAGCUCAAGCGCAACUACGCGCCCAUCUCGACCGCCGACGCGGAGAAGCACUGGCGCGCGGAGCACCGCGACGGCGACAGGGGCUGCAUCCACAAGAACUGCGCCAUCGUCGGCUGCGACUUCGGCAAGCGCACGCAGAGCGUCCACGCCAUCACCGGCGACUCGCUGCUGGACGUCAUGUGCCGCGCCGUCGAGGCGAAGAAGCGCGCGGGCGUCGAAGGCCGCCUCGACGUCGUCCGCGUCUGCGAGUCCGGCGCGCCGGCCGAGGCCGCGUCGACCGUCGCCAUCAAGCUGCCCCGCGGCUCCCACGAGGUGAUCAUCGACCAACUCCAAGCCGAGGCGGACGACGCGCCCGAGGACGACGACGACGAGGACGCCGUCUUCGGCUGAGGCGCCGCCUUCGAAUCGGGCUUCGGCGCCGAACCCCCGCUCCCUGUGACACCUGUGAAUCCCCUCCCCGUAGAGCGCGCGCGCGAUAAUACAUAAGGCCCU